AUGGGUGGCUGGCUGGAGGGCACGGUGGAGGAGGCCUUGGACUACGGGCUGCGGGUGCGGACCUCUUCGGGUGAAGGUCUGAUCUACGCCACGGAGCUGGAGGAGUACCUGGAGGAUGCCCGCUCCAGCUACGUGCCGGGGGACGUCGUGCGGGUGCGGUCCAUGGGCGAGAUGGAGGAAGGCCUGCUGGCGCUGACCAUGAAGCCGGCGGCGCCGGAAGUGUCCGAGCCAUGGGACGAGACGGAGGAGGAGGCGAGCGAGCAGGACCUGCAGAUCCGGGCCCUGCGUCAGCGACUCCGGGACUUCCUGGGGGUCUCGCCCAAUCGCCCGCUGCCAGCGGAGGUGCACGGGGAGACGCCCUUCGGCACUUUGCUCAGUGUGGGCCACCCCGACGGCGGCGAGCCUGGCCAGGGCCUGCUGCUGGGCCCCGCGGAGGAUCUCAGGAGCGGGCAGCAGCUCCAGGUGCGUCUUGUCUCGGUAGAUACUCACAGGGGCGUGCUCACGGUGACGAGGAGCGGUUAG
Messenger RNA from Effrenium voratum, 522 nucleotides. The record is from the annotation of a GenBank genome assembly. Lineage: Eukaryota; Dinophyceae; Suessiales; Symbiodiniaceae.